Messenger RNA from Daphnia pulicaria, 1155 nucleotides. RefSeq lists its product as uncharacterized. Bases 78 to 938 code for a protein of 286 amino acids. The record is from RefSeq and is a predicted model, not a curated record. NCBI's taxonomy places the organism in Eukaryota, Metazoa, Arthropoda, Branchiopoda, Diplostraca, Daphniidae. The transcript is spliced from 2 exons.
GAACGAAUGUAGCAUUUGAAGCCUGCAAGUCGGUAGCACACGAAUUAUUUUCCGAGUCAAGUAAUUCAUUCAUCGUCAUGGGUUUAAUCAGUUGGCUGAAAGGUCUUGAAUUAUGGGCCAAAAUUCUCUUGGGCGUUCUCACAGUCGGCGUUGUCGUUACGGUAAUUACUGUGCCGAUUGUCGUAACAUCUAACAAUACAACUGCUGCCACAGAACCGACCACAAUUACUACAACUCCGAUCACAACAGUAUCUACUGGAACAUCUACUGAUGUAACCAGCACUACCAAGGAGCCAGCCACAACAACCACAACUACACCAGCAACCCCAACUCCUACCCCAACUCCAACCCCAACCCCAACUCCAACCCCAACUCCAACCCCAACCCCAACCUCAACUCCUACCCCAACACCGACCCCAACUCCAACCCCAACACCGACCCCAACUCCAACCCCAACUCCAACCCCAACCUCAAUUCCUACCUCGACCCCUUCCCCGUCAACCUCGGAGACAACCGAUGCACCCACCGACACAUCAACAGAGGCAUCGACAGAGGCAUCAACAGAGGCAUCAACAGAGGCAUCAACUGAGGUAUCAACAGAGGCAUCAACAGAGGCAUCAACAGAGGCAUCAACAGAGGCAUCAACAGAGGCAUCAACAGAGGCAUCAACAGAGGCAUCAACAGAGGCAUCAACUGAGGUAUCAACAGAGGCAUCAACAGAGGCAUCAACUGAGGCAUCAACUGAGGCAUCAACUGAGGCAUCAACUGAGGUAUCAACAGAGGUAUCAACUGAGGUAUCAACAGUGGUACCAAUCAACGAUCUGGAAAACAGCGAAAUGUUAUGGAAAGCUCUAUGGACUGCCAAAAAGACAAAUAGGAGUGCAUUGGAAAUAGGUCCAUCAGGUUUUCUACAAAAGGAGUUUGGACGUUCGAGAUAAAUUCUGGCGCCAACCAAUUGGUAAAUAGUAAAUAGGACCGUUUGUGAAAUAAUAAGUUUGAUUUUACCAGAUUUUACAAACAAAGCUGGUGUCAACUCAUUUUGUCAGCAUUUAUCAUUUUUCUUGUCCAUAUAGUUGAUUGGGGUUCAAACGAUAAUUAUGCGUCUCUAUUCUAUUUCAUGUUUGCCAGCUUAAUAGGAUUCAAUAAAAGUUUUAA